Kickxella alabastrina is the source of this 2468-nucleotide messenger RNA. RefSeq lists its product as uncharacterized. Bases 417 to 2258 code for a protein of 613 amino acids. The transcript has a single exon. NCBI's taxonomy places the organism in Eukaryota, Fungi, Kickxellomycota, Kickxellomycetes, Kickxellales, Kickxellaceae. The record is from RefSeq and is a predicted model, not a curated record.
GAUACUAUCCCCUCAUCCCCUAGUCCCCACCAUUUUGUAUAUUUUUCUUGGAAAAACAAAACAAAAAUACAAAGCGGUCUGAUAAAUACUUCAAAAGACCAACAUCCACCAUUUUUUUUAGCUCUCGUUUCUUUCCGUGUUCACCACUCCUUUUUUCACCUAAUAAUCUUUGUUCACCCCUUUUAUUAUUAUUGACCCUUUAACGCCCAUCUUCUUCCACUUCGCCCAUCUUAACCAUCAAAUAGCAACCUUUUUAUACUCGAGCCACUUGACAUAUAUUUUUCUUUAUUCAUACACUUUCUCUGUACACAAGCACUUACAUAUUCGCACACACGCACACCCAUUCACUUACCGACACAAGCAGCAGCCUCCACUACCUCGCUUCAAUAUCUUUCUAAGCUCCAACCAUAGUACAGAUGGAGCAAGCAAAGCAGUUCCCGAUACUUCUCAGCGCGGCCAACUCCCGGUCAGCAUCGCCCGCUCCAAGCAAUGGCUCGCCUGGUAGACCCUCGUCGUCCAUCACCCUCGGCCAAGGAAGUGACAGGGGAGCAGCCUCGCCUUCAAGGGCAUAUAAGCAAGGGUGGAAACCAAAGUCACGCAACAAUAAGAAGCAAAAGGAGGCUAGCGGACGCAAAACUGGCAACACCAGAAAAGAGACAAACAACGAAAACACACCAGUGAAGGGUGUUAUGGCAGUGGCUGUUUCUGGCAAAGAGCCCGAAAGCUUUUCACAAGACAAUAUGGCUCAGUCAAGUGUGAGUAUUAAUGGAUCAUCUAAGCCCGCUCACCAGAAUAACCCCAGGACGCCUGGCAAUGCUCAGGCCGAGCCCAAGAACAGGGGAAAGAACGCUCCCCGUCGUCGCACUACUGUGGGAACAUCCGCAAGUGCAACUGAGGCUACUGCGAAUGAUCUUGGGAAGUGUAGUUCAGUGGGCUCGGUGCAGCCAGACACUCCGAAAAACACAAUGCCGGUGGCCGCCGCUCCACUGGGCAUGGCAGUGAUAGUUCAGGGCGAAAAUGGGCGUGCGCGGGUUAUGUUUAAUUCGCAGAUGCCCGAGAACGAUCAUCGCAUGAGUGGUGCAUCAGCGCCUCGGUUUGCACCGCACUCUGAGCGCCGCUCAUCAACUGGGCAGUUUGGCAGCCGGGCGCGGUUCCCUGUUCCUUGUGGCGAUGAUAUGGGGCUUGGCCUGACCCUGAACUCGCCAAUGUCGCCGGCCCAGUCCGGCGUAUCGGCUGUAUAUAAUGUUGGAGGAAGGACCGCGAUUACGCCGAGUCAGUCCCCGCAGCACGCCGCGCCGCCAGAGUUCCGCCAGAGAUCGUUUACAUCCACACAGCUGCGCUCCUCGGCCAGGUCGUUCUCGCCACAGAACCAGAAAAAUUAUCAGCACCAGCACCAGCAGUACCAGCAGCAGAAUCAGCAGCCUCCGCGCAGGCUUUCUUCGAUCAGUCCGUCGGCAUACAAGCAGAUGGUUCCGCAAUCGGCACCUGUUGACGGGGCUGUAAACUCGCGUGUACGCAGCCAAACGGUGUCCACUCACACGAGCAUGACAGGACUGCGCAUCUCCAUGUCGCAGUCACGGCCGGGCAACGUCAUGGCGCCCCAUCUGCCUCAGCUUUCGCGCGCAAGUUCCGGGGGUAGCACGCAGACAAACACGUAUGCCAAUGGCGGGUACUUUGCCACGCGUCGGGCGUCCGUUUCCAACGUCGGCUUGGCGGUCGACCCCGACCAUUCGAUUCGCAUUCCGACUAUUAUGUUCCAAAAGCCAAAGACAGUAGAUUACUCCAAGGGCGCAGCAAGGGAUGUGUCGGGCAAUGGAACAGUCACGCCUGUUACUGGCGAUGGGCUGAGGGGUGCUGAGACCGAGGAAUUUGGAGAGAGCUUGGCGAUGCAGAAGCUCCAGGAGAUGAUCUCAUCGAUGCGCUCCUUCUACAAGCCAAAACAGGAAAAAGCAGUAGUCACACAGCAGACUGCAAUUGCAAAGACCGAAGCUGAGGUGCACUUUGGGACUGAGGCUGAGGCUGAGGCUGAGGUUGAGGCAGUCAAGGCGGAUGUCAUGCAGACGCCCUUGACGCCCGCAGCACACCCAACCUCCCGUUUCGACAGCAUUUUGGAAGAGGACGAGGACGACGAGAGCGACGAGGCAAAGCUGGACGCCGAUGGUGACAGCUUGCUCACGGCAAACGGCACCGGCGUGUCGCACUCGGCUGCGCGCCCAUUGGAUGAAAUGGUGACUGCGAUUGCAUCUGUCGUCGUCUAAACAUCAAUUCGUUCACAGCAGCUCUGAAUAUCUAUGUUCGGCUUCUGCAAACUCAUAUUCUUUUCCUUCGUGUUUUUCAAUGUCAUAAUUCCCACCUGUAUCGACGUGCCAUACAAAUGGACUGUAAAGCCAACUUUUGUUUUGGGUAAAGUCCAAAAGAAAUCUUCCCACAUUGUGUUGUCAUGCUGCAAUUUUUCUAUUGCUUUGUUG